CAACACUGCACAGCUAAACCAAUUCAAUUGCUUGUAAACAACAAAAAAAUAAGUUAGUUAUAGUUGUUGUUUUUUAUUAGUAAAUGGGCGGCAAAAGCUAUUAUUGUGAUUACUGCUGUUGCUAUAUGAAAAAUGACCUGAAUGUGCGCAAGCUGCACAAUGCGGGUGCUUCGCACACCGCUGCAAAGGGAACCUACAUGCGUCGCUUUGAGGAUCCGCGCAAAAUAUUGGCAGCGGAGCGCAGUAAACGGCCCUGCAAGCGCUUCUUUGCUGGCUAUUGUAGAUUUGAACAGCUCUGCAAUUUCCGACAUUACACGGAUAAGCAAAUGAAGCAGCUCGAGAAAAUAGUGAGUCAAUUAAAGAAGAAAGCCUCUAAGAAGCAAAGGAACCCACAGAAAACAAAACGCAAUUUGCCGCCCUCAUUGCAACCCCUAGACUUGGCGAAGCUUAAGCAAACAAAUUGGGACUUAAGUUGGGGCUAAAAAACAAAAAAACCCAUUUCAGUAAAAUGAACAAAUUUGUGCUAUUUGUAAUAAAUAAUUCGUUGAUUAGUAUAGGUUU
Molecule: messenger RNA, 561 nt
Organism: Drosophila novamexicana
Lineage: Eukaryota; Metazoa; Arthropoda; Insecta; Diptera; Drosophilidae
Product: zinc finger matrin-type protein 5
Exons: 3
Coding region: 84-482 (132 amino acids)
Cellular component (GO): U12-type spliceosomal complex
Molecular function (GO): zinc ion binding
Source: RefSeq, a predicted model, not a curated record